AUGCAUUCCGGAAAAGUCAAACCCCGGCGCGAGGUUCGAUACCUAUUCGUCGAAGCUGACGCCUCCUAUAACAUCAUCAUCGACAGACCAACCCUGAACCAACUUAAGGCAGUGGUAUCCACUCCACACCUCACCAUGAAAUUUCUAGGGCACGACAGAAGGAUCAUCUCCGUUAGAGCAAACCAACAGGUAGCACGACAAUGCUACGCGAACAGCCUGGAAACCACUUCGCCAAACGAACAACAUAAAAACAACCUCAAUGCUCUGGCUCACGCCGACCACGAGGAAGUCACCGACCUCGAUCCAAGAUCCGACGCUCGCGACGAACGACCCAGCCCCGUCGAUGAGCUCAACGACCUUCAAAUCGGAAAGCUUCCCGGCCAAACAACAAAGAUCAGCAGGCAAUUGGCUCCCGAGCUGCGUAAGCAACUCCAGGUAGAGAUCCUCAAAAACGCGGACCUCUUCGCCUGGUCCAGUGCCGAUAUGCCCGACAUAGACGCCAACUUUAUCUGCCACAGACUAGCGAUACAUAAGGAGGCAAAACCAGUCACACAGAGGAAGAGGAAGGUAGGCGGCGAAAGACGGGAAGCAGUCAUUGCCGAAACACAGAAGUUACUCCACAUCGGCUUCAUCCGUGAAGUCAGAUACACUACCUGGCUGGCAAACGUGGUCCUAGUGAAAAAGAACUCGGGAAAGUGGCUACACACGUCUUUCAUCACUGACCACGCCAACUAUUGUUACCGGGUGAUGCCUUUCGGCCUCAAAAAUGCAGGGGCCACUUACCAGCGGUUGAUGGAUAAAGUGUUCCACCACCAAAUCGGGCGAAACAUGCAAGUAUACGUGGACGACAUGGUGGUCAAAACCGCCUCAGCAACGGACCACGCUACCGACCUCGCCGAAGUGUUCGCCCAGAUCAGAAAGCACAACAUGCGCCUCAAUCCAGAGAAGUGCGUCUUCAGCAGCCCGCAAAUAGUAAAACAGGUUCAGCGCCUAGCCGGGCGGCUGGUCUCACUGUCCCGCUUUAUCCCCAAGAUCACGGAGAGAGCGGAACCAAUUUUCACCUUGCUAAAAAAGCCAAAUAACUUUCUAUGGACCAACCAGUGUGAGGAAGCCUUUCAAAGCUUCAGGGAAUUCCUCGCAACCCCGCCAGUCUUACAGAGGCCGGAUCACAAUACCGACCUCCUUCUCUACAUGGCGGUAGCGGAAAACGCCAUCAGUGCUGUCAUCGUACAAGAGCAUCAGCAGACGCAGACACCCAUUUACUUUAUCAGCCGGGUCCUCCAAGAUGCGGAAAAAAGAUACCAGAUGGUCGAAAAGUUGGCAUUGGCCCUAGUCACCGCAGCCCGGCGACUCUGA
Messenger RNA from Cajanus cajan (pigeon pea), 1356 nucleotides. NCBI's taxonomy places the organism in Eukaryota, Viridiplantae, Streptophyta, Magnoliopsida, Fabales, Fabaceae. The record is from RefSeq and is a predicted model, not a curated record.